AUGGCUACGGGAAUGGCCCAUCCCCAUCCGAAUCUUCCGAGCGCUUCUCUCGACAACCUGCCAUUAUGCGCGCCGAAUUCACGGAUUCCCGUUACGACGUACUGCACCAUCCUAGAUGUCUUCGAAAGCCGUCUCUAUGACAUCUGGCCCAUUGUCGAUGUCCAGUAUCUCAGAUGUCAGCUACAGGCCCGAGUCAACGAUCCCACCUCCCUCGCCCUGGCGGCGGCUGCAUGUGCGGCGACGGUGGCACAGAUGCGCCUCUGGAUCACCCCAGAUUCGUGCCUGGACGACCUACCGGUCGCAGCAGAGGACUUUACGAAGGAAUGCCUGCGAAUUCGAUUGGAAUACCACUACCACCAAGAACCAUCCCUGCAAGCCUUGGUAACCUCGAUCUUUCUUCAUAUGUUCUACGCCAAUCGAGAUCAGAUCACACCCGCGACGAUCUCGCUCCGCGAAGCAAUCACGUACGCAGACUUGAUGCGCUUGAGCCAUUCCCCACCCGCCGACGCAGCGCAGUCGAAACAGUGGCAAUUGGAACUUCGAUGUUACUGGAUCUUAUUUGUCACCGAAAGGUCAGCUCGGCGCCCGCUGGGAAGCAUAGAAUGGUCGCAUACUAAUCUUCAUACCCUCUUUUCGGUUUUCUGUAGAACCUUUUGCAUCCAGCAUGACCUUCCAAUCACAUUACAUAGGACUCCAAGUCUACCGGAAAUCGAGAUCAGUCCCGACUCACAAGGUGAUCUCUACGCCGGAUUCCGUGCGCUUGUUCAGCUAUUCCUCCACGUCCAGCGCCCCCUCGCUCUCCCGGGCGCGGUGAGCAGAGCGAGCGAGACACCUGUAAUGUACUCGAAGGACAGUAUAACGAGAAUCCAGAGACAUAUGGAAGUACAAUCACCGGGCUUGGAGUUCAUUUCGGAAAUUCAAUACGUGGACAUCCUGACGACUUCGGCCUGGGUCCGCUCGUUGCUUUGGCAAUACUCCGCGUCCCGCUUCAUGCUGUCAUCAUCUACCUCUACGGGGCCGUUGACCUUUGACUAUCCGCUUUCAAUUGCUAAGAAUUACUUAGAGUCGCUCGCUGAUGUCUCGAUCGAAUCACUACGCAGUCAUGGCUAUGGAAUGGUAAAUCAUUUCCGUUCCUUGAAUCUUGACAGAAUAAUUAUGGUCAACGAGGAUACUGAAACUGCAUGGAAACAGGAAAUCAAGCUUCUUCAAGUCGCCAACUCGGUUCUUGAUAUUGUUCUGUGUAUGCCAAAGCUGCUCUCACACCAGACCUCUCAUUUCGGUCCUCUGGACGCGGUUGUGGCGAUUGAACGGCUGUUGUCCCAGGUUGGGGGCGUCAAGUCCGAGAGGCUUUGUGUGCUCCAUCAGCGAUUCUCACAAGUUCCAUCCUCAAUUACUACAUCACUGAUUUUGGAAUUACCAGAUCAGGAGGAUGGUCUUGAUGAGUUUGCUACUUAA
Molecule: messenger RNA, 1455 nt
Organism: Penicillium daleae
Lineage: Eukaryota; Fungi; Ascomycota; Eurotiomycetes; Eurotiales; Aspergillaceae
Exons: 1
Coding region: 1-1455 (484 amino acids)
Source: RefSeq, a predicted model, not a curated record